Molecule: messenger RNA, 1200 nt
Organism: Colletotrichum abscissum
Lineage: Eukaryota; Fungi; Ascomycota; Sordariomycetes; Glomerellales; Glomerellaceae
Product: Sir2 family protein
Exons: 1
Coding region: 1-1200 (399 amino acids)
Molecular function (GO): NAD+ binding
Source: RefSeq, a predicted model, not a curated record
AUGCGCAAACCUCUUAUGCGCAUUCCCUACACGGAACUCUUGGCCCCUCCCACAGUCCGUCCAAGCACCGCAAAUACCAUCCCCGGUGCUGUCGCGGCCCUCCAGAACUUCUUCACGGCCCCGCCUCCAAAGGGCCUGCCGAGGUCGACCGUCGUACUGACUGGGGCGGGCCUAUCCGUCUCCAGCGGUCUCGCCGACUACCGAGGCGUCAAUGGCACGUAUCGCGUGAACAAGACGUACCGCCCAAUCUACUACCACGAGUUCCUCGCCAACCACGAGGCGAGGAAACGGUACUGGGCCAGGAGUUUCUUGGGUUGGACGUCGCUUCACAAGGCGUCGCCAAAUCAUGGUCACUAUGCCAUCCGAGAUUUGGGCCACAUGGGCCUGAUUCGGAGCGUCAUCACGCAAAACGUUGAUUCAUUUCACUCAACAGCUCAUCCUGACAUUCCAACAUUAGAGCUGCACGGCUAUCUACGAUCCACAGUCUGUGUAACUUGCAGGAACGAGUACCCCAGAGACGUCUUCCAGGAUGAGCUUGCGAGGCUUAACCCGGCCUGGGCAGCCUUCCUCGUCGAAGCGUUAGCUUCCGGGGCGCUCGACACGGAGAAUCCUGCCGAGCGCAAGGCCAAGGGCAUUAAGUCCAACCCCGACGGCGACGUGGAUCUGCCAGGCGCGCCGUACACCACCUUUAGAUACCCGGCCUGCCCGCACUGCCUCGCGAAGCCGCCGUCCACGCCUGAGGGGACCAAGCACGUUGUCGAAGUCGACCACGAUGGUGCGUGGAAAUCCACCAGUUCCGGGGGCAUAUUGAAGCCCGCCGUGGUCAUGUUUGGUGAGAGCAUUCCGAGCGACGUCAAGACGGCGGCCGAAGAGGCCAUUGACGGGGCCGGAAAGCUUCUCAUAUUGGGGACUUCGCUUGCCACGUACUCUGCCUGGCGGCUGGCCAAGAUGGCGCUGGACCGCGGCAUGCCCAUUGCGGUGGUGAACACCGGAGGCAUACGGGGCGAGGACCAGAUCUCCGCCGUGGAAGACCCGGACCCCACGGGUGUUCGUGGAGUGCGGACAGAAGUGUCCACCGACGUCGUGCUUCCCGCGCUGGUAGAGCAGCUGCGCCAGCUGCAAAAGGCUGCCUCGGGUGAGAUUGGGACCGUAGGAGCGCCAAGAGAGAACCAUGGCGUGUUCAAAGAUAUGUUGUCAUAG